AUGGCUACAGUUGGUGUACGUGGGUUGGCCGGCUGUGACGAGCUGCAUGAAGGGUCGCCAGUCCGUCACAUCGCCGCCGCCUUCCUCCAGCAGCCAUCCAUUCCGCAUCCACUUUCCGGCAACCAGAGCUUCGUCGCGCAGCCGCCCUCUGCAUGUAUCUGUCUAACCUCCCCCAUCCGAUGUCUGAAACCCGUCGCCGCCGGCGCCACCAGUCACAUUGCAGCCGACAAGAACCAAGUCGUCGCCGCCGCCACAACGAGGAAGAAGAUGGUGAGGUCGGGUUAUUUGAGGAAUGUGGAGAGCCUCGUGGAGGAGGAAGACGAGUUGGACGCGAAGAAGAUUAUGAGGAGGGUUUCGACGAGUAGGUUGAAGAGGAUUUGGGGAGGGCUUUGGCAUUCUUGA
Molecule: messenger RNA, 402 nt
Organism: Striga asiatica
Lineage: Eukaryota; Viridiplantae; Streptophyta; Magnoliopsida; Lamiales; Orobanchaceae
Source: the annotation of a GenBank genome assembly